GCGCGGGCUUCUCUUCUUUUUAUCUUCUUUUCCUUUUCCACCUAAAAUUUGGAAACGAACCAAAAUUGAUGUCAGGAAUAGCCUAUGAAUUGUGAGUUAAAAUAGAAGUGCGCAGUUAGAAAUUUUAGAUCAACACCACCUCUAAUCAGGUUUUAGCAUUCAACAGAAUUCCUAGCCCUGGAAGGAAUAGGUUGAGAUAGAAGUAAUUAACACCGCCACAAACUCUGCUAUAAAAACCCACCAAUACAAGCUUUAUUGAUUCAUCAUCAGCUUUUAUCGAUUGCGUACUCUAAAUCUUCUGUUCAAGGCAAGAACAUCCAGACCAACCUGCACCUGCUUUUGAUUUAUCUAACAGGCAUGGAGAAUAGCAAAGGGUCUUCACGUAGAGGCCUAAAGAUUUUCUGUGGCGUAACAGCGAUUUUCUUGAUCAUUGUAGCUGUAGUUUUCGUAUCUUUAGCAUUUACUAUCUUCAAGCCCAAAGACCCUCAGGUCUUCCUGCAUCCUUCGGGUCUCGAAAACCUGCAGCUCGCCAAUAUUACAUCUAAUGUGACAAUGGACAUGGUCAUUACCAUUGGCAAUCCCAAUUAUGGUAGCUUCAAGUUCAGGAACUCAACGGGUUAUGUUAAUUAUCGUGGGGAUGUCGUCGGGGAAAUUCCUGUUGCGGAAGAUUUAGUGCCUGCACGUUCUAAGACUAACAUCACAACUUCUGCAGAUUUAAUGGCGGGUAAGAUAAUGACAAAUCCUGAAUUUUUUGGGGACUUUUUGCUUGGGAACUUGAACAUGACCGCAACUGCAGUUUUACAUGGGAAAGUGAGCGUGUUAAAGAUCUUUAAUUUGCAUGCUACUACCUUUACUACGUGUUAUAUUUCUGUGUUUGUAAACUCCAGAGAUAUUCAGUCCACUUGCAAGUCUAAGAUCAAGCUUUAA
Messenger RNA from Ricinus communis (castor bean), 927 nucleotides. RefSeq lists its product as uncharacterized. The record is from RefSeq and is a predicted model, not a curated record. The transcript has a single exon. NCBI's taxonomy places the organism in Eukaryota, Viridiplantae, Streptophyta, Magnoliopsida, Malpighiales, Euphorbiaceae. Bases 358 to 927 code for a protein of 189 amino acids.